AUGGCUCUAUCUAGUCCAGAAUCACCUGUUCCGCCACGCUGGGUUGUAAUUAAUCGCACUGAAAACCCGAGCGAGGAACACGAGGAGCUCAACAAGAUGGCGCAUGGCGUUGUGGCAGAAAGUCGAAGGUUUGUACUCUUGGUUGGGUUUUCUUUUAUGUAGCAAGGUUUCGCUUAGUUGUGUUAUUAAUGGGGGGAACUUAUUUAACUUAGAUAAUUUACUGACAUUUUAAAAGGUGUAUAUGCACACGAGCCCAAGCUUAGCUCUUGAUUUAUUACAUGGCCAUAGGCAUUGUUUCUAUUUUAUGUCCCCCCCCCCCCCCCCCCUACACCGGCUAAUCUCAAUCGAUGAGGGUUUUUAAUGGGGCUGGCCUGAGAGAUUUUCUGAUUGGUUCAGUAAUAGUAAUAGAAGGCAGGGUUUUUUUAUCUAAAAUAUCAAUCAAAUACUCAAGGAGAAAAGAAUAAAGCAAUAAAUCUUUGGUUGGUUGGUUUUUUAACAGUCACAGAAUCAUGAUCAACAUGCAAUGCAUACCAGCAGCCUUUACUAACCCGUUGAUCAGUUGUACAGUACUGUUUUCUCAUUUCAUUUUGUUAUUUUUGUUAUUUAUUUAUUUUCAUUUCAUUUUGUUUUUAGUUAUUUACAAGACUGUUGUUAAAUUAAUCAAUUAACUAAAAGGGGUACUGACUUCCUGAAAUAACUAAUAAGUUUAAAAUGCUAAGAAGCCAGAUUGAGUAAGAUUAUUUAAAUAAGUUUAUUGUGCAGGGUACAAUAUGGCAGCAUAUCAGACUGUAUACACACAAACACACUGAUAUACACACACACACUAGUGCAUAUUACCAUAAGAAGAGGAAAAAAUUAGGAUGGAAGUUACGAAGUACAAGAUAAUUGGCAAUAUUAGUACAGGGAAAGGUAAUGUUUUAAUUUUUAUUUAAAUUGAGAAAGGGAAACAGCUGUAAUCUUUUCAUCAAUUGAGUUCACUGUGGAUGUCUGACAACCUUUCUCGUUUGCCUGGCUAAAAUGGUGACCUGGUUGGACAUAAUUAUGCCCUUUCUAAAAGGAAAAAGAGUAUUUUUAGGCCUGCUAUUCCAAACCAACUGUUAACUCACUUUUGUAGCACAAUAGAUGCAAUGCCAUGUCAAGCUGUUUAAAUAGUUUCCAUGCUUGUUUUGUUUACAGUGAAGAUGUCUUCUCAAGUUAUGCUUGCAACUCAUUAAAUCAUAAAGGAAUUAAACACCAUCCGGGGGAUAUUGUAGAAGCUGGUUGCUGGGCGGUAAGUAUGUAUACUGCAUGUUUCUUGAAAUACAUGUACCAAAUUUGUCCCCAGGGGCUCAUUAAGGGCCGGGCACCGGGCAAAUUGACCGGCUGUGAACACGACUUUGCCCGGCUGCUUUACAUCUCAAAGAACUUCUUUUUAAUACAAGGAACGAUCGAAAACAGUUUUAAGUUACAAUCGUGCCCAUUUCUCUAUGAGUCUUAUCGAGUGUAAAACAUACUUUGCCGUGCAAUUUCCACUUUAUUACACGCGGCAUGAAAUCCCCUCGUUCUUUGUGUGUUAAAAACAAGAAUCGCCCCAUAACACAUUGCGAAAAGAACUGUGCUUCAUAAACGACCACCUGAAAUGUAUCAGUGUUGCAAGCACAUGAGCAUGGCGGCCCAGAAAAGAAUGUGUUCGAUAGCGUAUUAUUUUUCGGCUUCAACCAAAGGGCCUCCAGUAGAGAAAAGACCAAGAGAUGAGUAGACUUGCCUGUAUAUAUUGAGUGGCUUAAUCAUCGUGUUCAACGAAGCGAAGCGUGAUUUUUAUUCGUCUUAUGGUUUACGCCAAUGAAUUAAUUUUCGGUGCGUUCACGUUAAAACAGUGCUCCUCCCGUCUAGUCAUUGAAAUUUUAAAGAUAAGUUGAUUACGGCUCAGAUGCUGACGGUGAGUUUCAGGGCUCGAAAUUGCGACCAAUACGGUCGCAUUUGCGACUCAAUUUUUCUUAUUUGCGACUAGAAAAACGAGAGUAGUCGCAAAUUUGCGACUAGGUUUUGCCUUAACUGAUACGAAAUAAAAGGACUAGCACUGGAAUUUUUGCUUACAUAAAUUUAGAAAUAAAAAGAUUCAUUGAAGUAGCGUCUUAUAAUUUUGUUACAAUCUAAAGGUUUACCGUAAUUUACCUGGAAUGCAUACACGCAACAAUAUUCCUUCGACAGCACGCCAUUUUCAGCGGGUUCUGUAAACAUGUACAUUGCAGGCUUAUAUUUCGUUUUGAUUUGCCGCUGACAGUCCCGCCAGCAUGCUGAGGACUUUUCCUGCGUUUAUGACGCGCAUUACAGCCCUCACAGUACACAUGUGUUCUUCUUUAGUGAGUCCAUUAUGUCGGAUGAAAGCGACUUAAAUUGUUUCAAAGGUCACAUUUUAAACGAAGAAAUCGACCGAGCGAAAGUUAUAUACUCAAGAAAACAAGAGGAAUUCUCACGUUUAAUCAAUCAGCAGCCAAAACCAAGACACAGUAAUCUUCCUCGAGAUGAAUCUGCGUAUACAUGAAAACGAGGUUUAGCAAACAAAGAUGGCGGAAUGUCCGCAUGGCACGUAUCGUCGUAUUGAAUGAUUCAGUCCUUCAGGGUUCUUUGAAUAAUCACUGUAGUAAUACCCCUGAUACUUCAGAUGUAAAGCUUAAUAUAUAAAAGAAUUCGUUACUUGUUUUGUCAUCGGUGGAAAACCUGCAAAAGGUAAAACUAAAGGAAUUUAGUUACGUAACGUAACCUAUAACCAUGUCGGAUGUCCGCCCAGUACAAACGUUAUUGCUAUUUUGCAGAGAUUGGAGGCAUUUAAGAACUGCAGUUUCCUGCUGUAAUAUCUGUUCAUGAUUUGGAAAUCUAUCGCUUUGACUAAAAUAACAGACACUAAUUUAUGUGCCUUAACGCAGGUUCAACUUGAUCGUUUAGAUGAACUGGUGUUGUCCAAGACGCUAAACGUUCUGUACUAUUAAGUCUCGAAAUGACAUGAAAGCUGUUGAAAGAAUGAAAAUUAAAGCGUUAAUCAUUUAAAAGCCUACUUAUUUCUUGAUUAAAUGGCCUCAAUUAAUUUCGCGACUAACAUUUUCAAAGUUGCGACCAAAUUUUCGUAACUAGUCGCAAAUUUGCGACCAGACAUUUUUUUUAAUUUCGAGCCCUGGAGGGUUUGAGUAAAGAUUAUUAUGAGCAGAGCUAUUAAAAGAGAACCAAAAAGUCCAAUUUGUGUGGUGGGUAUUGGUAUCAAAUCAUGAUUAAAUUUUCUAGAAAAGUUAUCUUUUUGUGGUUGUUGAAAGUCAUUGUCUGCAGCUUCAAAAUGCAGGAAAACACAUCCUUACGACUAUAGAAUUUCAAAAUUUUCCGGGGGAGCAUGCCCCUGGAUCCCCCUAGAGGUGUGUCAAACUCAGUUGCCCUCCUGUUCAAAACCUUAAUGAACCCCCUGUGUCCCUAGUGUGGUUAAACAAGCAUUAGACCUUGUUUGAGUCAGAAUUUUCUUUGUUUCCUAGCCUCAACAAAGAGAAGUCAUUAUGUCAUGUUGCCAUGCUUACUAGCAAAAUUCCUGGAUCUCAACAAACUGUGGCCCUGCAAUUAUAUGGGAGAAAAAAAAUCGACUGUAUGACUUUCCUGUGAUUGCACUUAGGACUUUUCUUUCAUCAUUCGACAAUGCAAAUCAUGAAAUGGCCAUUUCUGUCUCGAAAGAAGGACUGUUGAGAUCCAGAAAUCUUGUUACCAUGGUAAAGUGAUAUCAUGCUUUUCUCAAUUAUUUGUAGGGGACAAAGAUAAUACAUUCCAUUUUACCAGAGGACAGUUUAUUCUCACAAUGUUCAACUGUCUGCGCUAUUGAUAUUUUUGUUUUUAAAAAGGUUGUUUCAUUUUGUAGGUUUUACUGAUGAUUAUCUUUUUAAAGUAAAUGCACAAUAAAAAUUAAUGGCUACUGACUUCAUGUAUGUCCCCUCUCUUUCCUAGGCACAGCAGUUACCACGAGCUAAAUACCAGUUGUUUAAAUCGCUUCCACAAGAUUUAGUAGAGACAGGUGAUGAUAAUUGACAUAUUUACUUUGACCAACAUUGGGCGAUUCCAGAAAAUAUCCAUACCAUACCACGGACGGCUUUAAGGAUUUCCGAAGGGGAGGGAGGAUUCACGAUUAUGGAAUUCUGAAGGCAUGGGGGGGUAUUUACGAUUUGAAAUCCGAAGGUAUGGGGGAAUUCCACAGGUGGGAUUUCUGGAGUAGAAAGUGUAGAGUAAGUGAUCCUGGAAAACGCUAUUGUUGUGGACUUUUGUAGUUCGUAAAUAAACCACGAACGUAUGACCGCGGAAGCAGAAGACAAGCAUCAAUAGAUCAGACACGUGUUUACGCUCAUAACUUAUAGAAGUGAACAGUAAAACGUUGGUUUCACAUUUACCUUGAUGAAUUUCUUAUCACGUGAAUAAAAACUGAAAAUGUAUCUUUUAAUACCGCUUGCAAAUUUCUUGUUACUCCCGUCCAAAACCGUCCGAUAAACAGUAAAAAAACUCGCACCAGUCCCUCACUUCCAAGGAACGCCUGUCAGAUUAGAACGCUGCGUGCGCACUACAUGACGUAUAAAAGGACGUAACACGACUUGACGGUAUAUUUGACCGCCAAAAGAUUUUAACAGUCUGUUUGAGCUAUUUUCCUUUGUAAACGCGUCAAAACAGCACAAGAAAACAAAGAGGAGUAAAAUUACCUUAAGUGGUGUUUAUUUUUAUAGCCAAAUUCGGACUUAAAAAGGAGUUUGCACGGCCUGGCAACUAAGCGUAGGUUUUUCUUGUCACUGAAGAGUAAAGCUUGUCACCUGGUGCCGCUAGAUCACAGCCUUGAGGAGGCAUAAAUUCAUGUUCGUUUGUUCUUAUAGGCGUUGCUAAGUCGAAAAUGUACUUCAAAAAAAAAACCGGAAAUUCUGAAGGGGAGGGGGGGUUCACGACUAUGGAAUUCUGAGGGCAUGGGGGGGUAGCGCAUUUUGGAAUUUCCGAAGGCAAGGGGGGGUUAAAACAUGGAAGCCGUCCGUGGUUGGGUAUGGAUAUUUUCUGGAAUUGCCCAUUCUGGUUAUUCUCUUGCUUCUUUAAGUCUCUGUUACUUGUGGCUCUCAAGUUCUCUUAGUUUCCUUUGCUCUGUGGCUCUCUGGUAUGCCUGGUUUUCCUGAUUCUCAUGGUUGGUAUUUCUCAUGGCUCUUCCUGUUAUCGUGGUUCUUGUACAUGUAGUUCUCCUCGGUUUUGUGAUCCUCCACAAGUACAUGAACCAGCCUCUGAGGACUACAAGAACCACAGAAACAGGAGACCAAUGAAUCAUGAUGCCAAUAAGAAGUAGGAAACCAUUUUAAAUUCAAGAAUCAGGAGAACGCAUAAGACCAUUCGGACCCUGGCAAAAAAAUGAUGAUACCGAUGAAAAACAUGUGCGACCAUUCAAAUGAGACCUCUUCAACUGUACUUUUCACAUGGCACCAGACUAAAAAACUAAUGGUUUUUUUUCCACAUUUACAUGUAAAAACUCUUUAAAAAUGAAAUUUGAAAUUUUUGUUGAAUUGGACACUUUGGUCACUUGUUGAAAGGAAAGGGUUUACAUAUAGUUGGGUUUUACUUACAGCAGCUUUGUCCCCCUCCCCCCUCCCCCUCCUUUAAUCAGACACCAAAGGGACAGAACCAAGUGUUUUCUUUACAGAGCUGUCUGCUUUAUUAUUGAGGUAAAGUAGUAUGUAUAAAGUUAGAUGUCUUUAAGCUAUAUAAUUAUGUGCAAGACAGAGAAUUGUUUUGUCCAUUUGCACAUGGCUAAAAGUUUGUGUAACAACUCCCAACAACAUGCAACAACAUUGCAACAACAUGCAACAGGGUGUGCCAAUGGACGCAACAUGUAACAUUCAACAAUGUUGAGAGCUGUUGGCCGACAAUGUUGCAUCCAUUUGCACGAGGCUUUAGGAUGAAAAGACCUUAUAGAGGUGUUUGCAUGGAGGGGUUUGAUCAUAUUUUAGGUGAUAAUUUUGUAAUAAUAUUGAUAAAGGGAAAUGUUGAUAAGCCUAUUUUUUUUGUUUACAUCAGGCAAACUAAGUGAUUUGCAACUGGAAGGAGUUUUGUAUGCUGUAAGUAUAAUUAUCACCUUAUUAGUAUCAAGAACUCUGUCAACAUUUGUCGGCUUUUGUAUUGCUCUUUCUUCUUUCCACAUAAAGCAUUUAAAAUAUUUGGGAAAAGAUGGAUUUCUAGCUAAAAAUAAAUUCAUUACAAAAAGGCCCUUCCAGCUGCUGUGGAUAUGUGGUAGCAGAGAGUGUGUUAUUGCACAGUCAUGGUCUUUAGUCAUAAAAUCAAGUUAAAUAGCAUGAAAAAUUCAUUUUAUAAACUGCUGUUGAUUUUUUUAAUAGUGUCAAAGACAUCAGAUGGUCCUUGCCAAUGGACAGAGAGCUGGAUUCUUUAUAGGGGAUGGUGCUGGGGUUGGAAAAGGAAGACAAGUGAGUACAUUUUGUUUUUGCACAAUUUCAUGCUGUUAAGUCGAUGAACUGUUACUUUGUUUAUUUAGACAAAAAUCAAGAACGAUGGCCAUUUUCACUGAGGUGCAAAUUUACCUCAUUUUCAUGCUUGCAAAAGCACUUGCCUCGUUUUCAUUUUAAGGUGACUCGACCCAGUUUUUUGGGGAGGUACCAUCCUUACUUUGAAGCUCUCUGGUAUCCCCUCCUUUACUUUUAUCGUAAGUCUAACACAUAGAAUGGAUAACAUAUAGAUCAAUCUACAAUAAUUAUAACAUAAAAUUUUUGGCGAUUAGAGUAAAUGUCACGUGGUUAUAAUGCCACGCCCCUUUGAGGUCUGAGUCGAAAAUCUGCUGUUGCCGGCAUUUUUUCGUGAAAAUCUCUCGGCUACACAUAGUGCGCAUUAGUGCCUUGCACUUUCACCAAAAUCGCAAAGACCCAAUUCGAGAAAUUCAGCGGUUUCCAAAUUUAGGUCAUAAUUUAUGCGAAAAUGAUAAGCAAACUUUACACGAGUACAUCUAAUAAACUAUGAGAUUCAUCCCUUUAUUUUGGGCAUCGUUAUAAGAGAUGGGUCCUUGCAAGUCAGCAAAAUGCUUUAGGGCCUUGUAAAUGCGCGCGAUUUCGAGCAAAGCAAACAUAUAGAAAUUAUAGUUUUCGCUAUUUGUUGACGUUUGUCAGCGUUUAAGAGUCCUUCUCACGAAAAAAGCAUUUUCUUAAAAAUUCGUAGUUUUUUUUCUUUCAAAUUUUUUCAGGGCCACAAUUGAUUAACUAACUACCCGGACUCUGAAUUUCAUGGUCAUUGAAAAACUGUGACAUUAUCUUCUAUAAGCCCAAACUUGAGUAAACAUUGAAGAUUUUUAGCGUUUUGGCUGAGUUUGUUCUUUGGGAGUUGUCUAUUGUUUCUAGUCUGUCAUUAUACAGCAUUCUUGUUCAGCAUGCAUGUGAUGACCAGGCUUGGGUGACUUCCGAAUGCUCACUGCCAAACCUUGAAUAUAGAACUGUUUGACUUUAAGCCCAUUAAAUUUGUAGUCAAGAUUACACUCCAGUUGUUUUCUACUGUAGAUUGCUGGCAUUGUGUUGGACAAUUUUGAACGUGGAAGAUCCAGACAUAUAUGGUUUAGUCUUUCAGCUGACCUACGAUUAGAUGCCCAAAGGUGUGUUCAGAUUAUUUUUUAGCCAAAGUCUGAUUAUGUAUGCAAUGGAAUUUUGACCUUUUAAGUCAAUGAUUUUAACCCAUUCACUCCUGGGAAUUUUUCCAAAAAAUACCUUUUAAAAAAGUCUGCUCUCUAUGACUUAUUGGCAAGGUAGGUUUUAUUACAGAUUAGAAGUCAUAAACAGGAUUUUCUUUUUCAAAAUCAUCUUCUGGUCCCUCAGUCGAUCCUACAGGAUGCAGGCAGUAAAUUAUAUUGCAUCUUUGGAGAUCUGAUACAUCAGGGGCACAGGAUGCACAGGCAGGGGUAACAAAAUCACUGCAGCAUUAAGUUCAUAAUUUCACAUUUUUUUGGCACUUUUACAUGUAACCCAUUCACCCACUAGAACAAAAUGGUCCAGGGGUAAUAUUGGAAGGAAUAUUCAGAAGCAUUUCCACACCAAUGAUCCAAUAAAAUCGAUAAAAUCGGCUUUGGAUUUGGAUUCACUGAUUCUGGACUGUGACAGAGUUUUCAUGAUAUGAAUCCCUAUAGCAGUUUGUUACAAAAUCAGGGAUGCUGGUAAUUGCUCUCUCUCUCUGUAUAGCUGUAAAAUACUAUAACCCAAGAAACUGACAAAUUUCUGAUUGUUUUUCAUUUGUCAGAGAUUUACAUGACAUUGGUUGUUUUGUCAAAGUGAUAGACGGUUGUCAGCAGCUGGAUAAAGAAACCAGGUACAUGAACUCAAAUACCAUGGGUAUUAUUUAGAGUGGGGCAAGAGGGCCAUGCCUUCCCCUGCCUUUUUGUCUAAAAUCUUGUUAAAUUUCAGAAAAAAUUCUCUCAACAUCUGUCUUCCAGAAUCUCAAUGUUUGGACGAAAUGCUAUCAGAGUUCUCUCUGUUUUGGAAUUUUUUAAAUCUUUCUCUGAAUACUACGAGUUAUCUACACUAGCUGUUGUCUGUUGUUAUCAUUAUGUAACACAACAUAUUCUUGGACAAGGUACAUAAAUUCCUUUUCUUAAUAAUUAUUUUCUAAGAUUUCUUUUUGAAACCAAUCUGUGCAUGCAAGUUUCAUUAAUUUUCAUUUUCCUUCAAUUCAGGUGUAUUUUUCCCCAAGUGAUAAUCUGAUCCAAAAUGUUUCCAAGCCAACUAUUGCUUCCUACAGUGUAAAAGAAAGGAGAAGUCACACUGCCAUGGUAGCAAAAUUUCUGGGUCUCAACAAACUGUGGUCCUGCCAAUAUGGUGGGGAAAAAAACAACAAAAAUUUUUUUUCUGUGCAUCAUUGCUUUUAAGAACGAAAGGGUCGCUGGUAUUUUCCUUCCAUCAUUGGACAAUACAAAUGGCCAUCCAUCUCUGUCAAGGAAGAUUAUUGAUCCAGAAAUCUUGCUUCCACGGUAACAUGACAUCACACAUCUCUCUAUAGAAGCAAUAUUCUGUGAUUUAUUUGACAGUAAUAAUAGAUCAGUAGGAAUUUUAAAACAAAUCCAAUAACAUUGACAUUAUUUUGUUUUACAGAGUAUUUGGCUUACCUGCUGAUUUUAAAGAGGGUGUUGUCUUCAGUACAUACGCAACACUGGUGUCGUCUGUUCAAAAAGGUGAGCGUGCAGUGUGAAUGUCAUCUAUCACUGACAAUAGACAAGGUUUUUUUUUUUGUUGAUCUGAUUUGUUUUUUUUGACAGGUGCCAAUCGUUAAAGCAGAUUGCAACAGCUCAUAGACUGGUGUGGUGGUGAGCAGUUUAAUGGAUGCCUCAUAUUUGAUGAGUGUCAUAAAGCAAAGCAUUUUGUACCUGUAAGUGAUUUACAAUAGUUUAGCUCUUAUUCUUCACACUCAUAACUGCAGCAAAUACAUGUAAAUACAUAUUUAAGGCAAAAAGCAUGGAUUAUUAGACCAAAACUCAUUAUUCAUCUUAAGUAAAGUAUAUGUAUCAAGUUUGAAAUUCCAAAAUUUUGCGAAAUAUCCAAGAAUUGAGUCCGACAUGUCUAAUUUGGGUCGACCCAUGAAUUAAGUUCGAGUGGCCCACAUGGGAAUUUUUACUGUGGAGCAAACAUCAAAUUUUUCUUGUACUGAACCUAAUGUAUAAAUUACAGUAAUCUAUUUUCACUGUUAAGUAUUAAUUUCAGACCAUUAAACAUCGUGGCAAUGAAUUGAGUCCGGCUUCUUAAGUUUGAUGUCUGAAUGAACCAACGAACUUAUAUCAUUUGGGUCAACCUAAAUAGGUGUCAAGUUUGGUACAUGAAAAGUUUUACGUUUGAACUGAGCCUAAGAAUGCCACAGGUUUUCAGUUCUUGGAACUGACAAGUUUCACUCUCUCUAAAUAACGUAAGAUUGGUUUGGCUUUUUUGCCUGGCUUCUUCCCUAUCAGACAUACAGUGUUCUCCCUGAAUUUUAGCUCAGCUGGUAAGGGACCAUUCUUGGCCAGUAAGGUAAAAAAGAUGUGUGCUAGAGGGGCAUUUUCCUUGUGGGGAGGGGGGUAGUAGAAUGAGGGACAUGCCUUCUACCUCGCUGUGAAAUUUGGCAGCUAAGUUCUCUGAAAAGUCAUUCCCUCAUUUUUAAGACCUAUUUUACACAAGUUAGCCAUUGUUAUCUGUAGACAACAAUUUAAAACAUUUGAUUGCAAUAAUCUUACUCUGUCUUCAGUGCCCUCUGGCCCAUAAAAAAGAAAAGUUGUGUAUACUUUAGUACACUUCCAAAUAUUCAUUCAUUACCUUGAUCUGAUCGGAACACAACUUGCGUAUUGUUUUUAAAAACAACUUAUUUAACUUUAGUAAACCUUCAAACAGUUGCAGUGAGUCGGUAAGAAGUGUUGCUUCAGAUGGUAAAUUUUACCGGUUACUGCGUGAUAAGGAGCACACCUGACAUAAGAAUUCAUCUUUAGGCCACAAAAUUGAAUUACCUUAAACAGCUGUAUGAUAUAGGAAAGAGCCCAAUUUUAAACAAAAUCCAAAAAGAAAACUUCAAUUUGUUAACCUAUAACUUAUUAUGUCCUAUUUAUGUAUGAGCAGGGCAGUAAUUAAGAACUGGGGGCCAGGGAUUUCCCCCGGCUACUGUGAAUGUGGUUCCCAGCUACUUUCAUUGGAAAAUAGAAGAAACAGAACCAAAAGAAUUCCAUAGCUGUUUGAUUCCCUGCCUACUUGUUGUAUUUACCCAACAACUUGAAAUCUCAGUGACAACCCUGUAUCAGUAAAUAGAUUUUUUUUCAAGAAAAUAAUCAGUGGCUGUAUGGAAUAAAACCCUAAGUGACAUUUUUGAAAAACUACAAGAUCCUUUGUCCAAAUCGCCUCAUAUUUGCCCAUGUAUGUGAAAGGAGGAUUUGAUAUCAUGUCAAUUGUCACUAGGGGCAUUGUUCCGUGCACCCUUCAAAUUACAAAGAUUAGAAUAUGUAAACUGAAUCAUUGGAUAACACUAUUCUAGAGCUCUGAUUGGCUUAGCCAUCACGGUAUAUGAGCCCUUAUACGAUGCUCCCCAAAUAUGGUAACUGUACACGUCUGCUCAAAAUUAAAAACAAGCUGAAAAUUGGUUGUUUUUACAAAUAAAGUCAGGACGAAUUCUCGAUAUUUUGCGGGCGUUUUUAAUAAAACAAUAUUCCACUCGUGCUUGUUGUAUAUGACAUGAUCAUAGUCAACUCAUCCAACACGCGCGAGUGGAAUAAUUGUUAAAUAUACCUGACCUCCUUACUGUCUCUACAGAGUCCCCCCCCCCCCGCUUCCCCUACAGUGACUGCUGUACCCAAGAUCUCUCUUUUUUAAAGA
Molecule: messenger RNA, 11336 nt
Organism: Porites lobata
Lineage: Eukaryota; Metazoa; Cnidaria; Anthozoa; Scleractinia; Poritidae
Source: the annotation of a GenBank genome assembly